Drosophila hydei is the source of this 1536-nucleotide messenger RNA. Its product is annotated as mpv17-like protein 2. The transcript is spliced from 2 exons. Gene Ontology annotation, biological process: mitochondrial ribosome assembly. The coding region runs from base 362 to 1207 and encodes 281 amino acids. The record is from RefSeq and is a predicted model, not a curated record. Gene Ontology annotation, cellular component: cytoplasm; membrane. Lineage: Eukaryota; Metazoa; Arthropoda; Insecta; Diptera; Drosophilidae.
AUGAGCGCAUUGUAGAAAUGAAAAAUUAAUUUCAAUUUGAUUUUGUCACUGUUACACUUGUCGUACAAUCAACUCGAUUACAAUUUUUCAAACAUAUAUAUCAACUAAUAUCAAAAUUAAUAGACAUUUACAAAGAAUAGGCAGUAUCGAUAGUUUUUAACGUUUCAUUGGUUAUGUGCACUAUCGACUGUUGAUGAAUCCUCGCCCACCAGUUCGCCGUUAUGCAAACCGAUAAGCAAAAUAAACACGAAUUCGUAACGUGAUAAAAAAAAUCCCAUUCAGAUGACAAGACUCUAGAAAUAAAACAUUUUGUUUUUCUCUUAAACGGUGAGGCUGUGUGUGGCUCUCUGCGGCAGACAGCAUGUAUAUGCUGGUUCGAGGAAGCGCACUUGUUCACCAACCACUAUUGCGGCAUAGCAGGAGAUGUAUAACACACCGAACAUUCUCAGCGCUUGUAACAAAGUCCCAAAUCUUGCCCAGAACUAUUUCAACAGAUUAUGGCAGAACGCUUGGAAAACGGUACGGACAUGGCAAGGGUGAGGCCAGUCAGGCCAACACCUUCAUGUUAUUGCGUUGGACCAAGCUGUUAUGGAGCAAAAUGUUUGGCAAGUAUCUGCUGGUCACCAAUGUGCUCGGAUCCGGCAUCCUGAUGGCAGUGGGCGAUGUAAUUGCCCAGGAGUACGAAUAUCGCCACGGCUUGAGUCAACAUAAUGGCUACGAUGGCGCACGUAUCUUUCGAAUGUUCGUGGCGGGAUCCGUACAGGGUCCGUUUCAUCAUUUCAUCUACAAUUGGAUGGAUCGCGUAAUGCCACAUCGCACCAUGAGGAACAUCAUCAAUAAGAUACUCAUCGAUCAGAUAGUUAUGUCGCCCAUCUGCAUAUUGUUAUUCUUCUAUACGGUAUGUUCUUUGGAACGGCAGACGCUACAGGCGACGAAUCAGGAGUUAAUUGGCAAAUUUCCAUAUAUAUAUCUGAUGGACUGGCUAACAUGGCCGGCAGCGCAAUAUAUCAAUUUUCGGUACCUGGACACCAAAUAUCGCGUCGCCUUCGUCAAUGUCUGCACGGCAGUUUACAAUGUGCUGAUGUCUUAUAUGAAGCACGACUUUGGCAUCCAUCUGCCCGACGAUGAGAUAGCCAAUGAUGUAAAAUUGCCAAUACAACCUCAAAGUCCAACCUCACUGUCGGAUGCAACAGAAACCAAGAGAUAAUUUUUAGCACCUUAAUAAAUUAUGUGAUAUUCAAGUAAAUUCAUAGCCACAUUUGUUAAGACUUCAUCGUUGUUUUUCUUUGUUAGUUUAAAACGUAAGCAAGAGGCUAUUAUCAAAAUCGAUAAAUAUUUAUGUAAACUUAAAAUAUUUACCAAAGACAGCAUAAAACUUAUAAAAGUAAUUGUAUUUAUUAAAUUGUAACUUGUACCUUGAUUGUGAAGCUGCACUUUCCUUUGCAGGCAGCAUUGGAAAUAGAGAUCUUAUGCACUAACUAGUAUAGGAAAGCACCGUUAUGUAACUGUUCAAAUGUACAUAUCAUAUAAAUAAUA